GAUGAAGCUUCAUCUGCUUCUCAUGCCUCAUCUUCACGUCUUACUUCUUCGAUGAAUACAAUUUCCUCUGGAUCACAAUCGAAGAUUCAGUAUCAACCUCUUUCUAUGGCUGACGCUCUUGCACGAACGGGUCAUGAUCAAGUUCUUGCUUUGGAUCAAUUAUUGGCAGAAAGGAAUAAAUUGUGUUUAGAAGCAAAUAAGCUGUCUACGGAGAAUAUGCGUUUGUGGAAUAUGAUGAAACGUAUCAGAAGGGAGAAUGAAGAAUUGAAGAAUAACAAUACCGGAACUUUACGUAGUUCACCACUUUCCAAUGGAUCGCAAGUCGCAGGAUCGAAUAAUGCAUUCCCUUCCACAACUGAUCCGUCAGGUAACCAACUUGAAAGUCAGAAAUCAUCUUUGUACGGCUCAGCGCCUUCUGGAACGGGGCAUUCUAUUUCUGGAGAAGGCUCUGAACCACGUGGGUCAUUCACUUCAAAUGAAGUGCAGGAACAACAAUCUCCAUCCAACAUACCCGCGACCACUUCCACAGCCACAGUACAUCCAGACACAGCUUCAACAACCGGGCCUUUGAAUAAAAGUGAUACGCAAGGAAUAGGUAUUUCGACUGAUUCAGAAUUAGCCAACAAUCAAUCAUCCGAUUCCGCCUCUCAUUCACAACAACAUCAAUCAAUCAUGCAACAAAGAGCUGCUGCACAAGCACAAAGGCUAGCACAAAUUCAAUCGCAAAAAGCUGAUGACGGAGCACGGCCUUCCAGUACAGGCAGUCAUGAUUUUGAUGCUGUUGAUGCUUCAUCGAUGGCUGGCUCAGAAGGUGCACGGAAUAGUAUGCGAUUCAGUGGUGAUAGUGGAAACAAUAGAGGCUUGCAAGCUCGUGUUGUACCACCUUCGCCUCUUGCCAUCUCUUCGCCCACGAUGCAAUCGACGAGCAGCGGUAGACAAUGGUCCACUGAGUCACCGCGCAAUUCCUUCUCGCCAAGGCUGGAUGCUGGUCUCUUGCCAUUUGUGAAUUUGUCGGUUUCGGGAUCAAAUUUGCGAGCCAGUGAACGUGGUAAAGAAAUCGUAUCCUUCUAUAUUGCCAUUGAUGUCAAACCACCACAAGGCAGAGUUCCUCAAUAUUCUUCAUGGCGUGUAGAAAAGACGUAUUCGGAUGUGUUGAAUUUGGAUGCAAGAAUCAAGCAAAAGCAUGGCAAAGUUGUUUCUAAACGUAUGAGUGGUGUUCAAUUACCUGAUCAAACUUUAUUCAAAGAUCAUGCGCCAAGCAAAGUGGAUAAACGAAAAGCAAUGUUAGAGCUGUAUCUUCGCACUUUGGUCACUAUACCAUUGCCCGACAAAGAUGAUCUGUGUACAUUCUUUUGCACUGAUGCACUUCAACCAAAGAUUCGCGAGCCAGACGCAUUGACGAAGGAAGGUUUCUUGACCAAGAAGGGACAAAAUCUUGGUAGAUGGGUUACCCGAUGGUAUGUAUUAUCUGAAACAAGUCUCGAUCAUUAUGAAUGGCGUAAUGGACUACAUCUCGGCUCGAUCAAUAUUCGUGGUGCUCAAAUUGGACGACAACAGAAAAGCGUGGCAACUGAUACGGAUGAGAAUUCAUAUCGGCAUGCAUUCCUAAUUCUGGAAACCAAAGCACCCUCUUCAACAGGCGAUCAAAAGCAAAUCAUUCGACAUGUCUUGUGCGCCGAAACGGAUGAAGAACGUGAUGAUUGGGUGGAAGUAUUGGUCCGUGCAAUUGGAGAAGCUGAUAAUCGGGAAGAGGAGAAUUUGAACACGACUGCUGUGAUACCCAAAAGUCCUAGCGCUUUACCUUCAACAACGCAAAGGCCAUCAAGAGAGUACAGCCCUUUUGCUGCUGCUGCUGCUGCGCCCAACAGUCCUCAUGGGGUAAGUCCACAAAUUUCAAUGCCAAGAUCAAGAUCAGAAGUUGUUGGAUUGCAAUCAUCACAGGAGGAACGUAGCAUGCGCACUCGACACGCGAAUUUGGCCGCUAUCACUGCUUCCCCUGGACAAAAUACACAAUCAGGCCAAGGAUAUCAAUCGGGAAAUCGAAACACUAUCAAUCCAGGAUCUCCUAUCCGUCCACCACCACGAUCUACCUCACAAGACGUUCCGAGUAAUGGUUAUGGGAUGGUGACUUCUUCUUCUAAUCGUGCUCGGCCUUCGAUCAGUGGACCGAUGAAUGGAACACCAAUCCCGACCGGAUACAAAUUUGGAGGAAAAGAUGAGCCUUCAGAAACACCAUCAAACAAACCAAGUGGUCCCGUUUCUUCUAGCAAGAAUGAUGGCCCAAAUGCACCAAAUGAGACCAAACGCAGAUUCUGGCAUCGAUUUGGCGGAGGCGGUGAUAAAUCGAAUCAACAGAGAAAGGUGUUCGGAGUACCGUUGGCUGAAUCGAUUGCGGUAUCAAAUGUAUCGGAAGGACUUGAACUGCCUUCUGUUGUGUACAGGUGUAUCGAAUAUCUUGAGCAUCACAACGCAGCUUCAGAAGAGGGUAUCUAUCGGCUUAGCGGAUCGUCUGCUGUCAUCAAAAAUCUCAAAGAUCGCUUUAAUGCUCAAGGAGAUGUGAACUUGUUGGCAUCUAAUGAGCCUUUCUUCGAUCCACAUGCCAUCGCUGGUCUACUAAAACAGUAUUUGAGAGAAUUGCCUAGCAGUGUUCUUACAAGAGAGCUACAUCUGGACUUCAUGCGAGUGAAUGAUCUGGCAGAUCGAAGGGAGCGUGUGAACGAACUAGGAAGUCUCGUAUCUUUGUUGCCAUUGCCAAACUAUUCACUACUGCGUACGCUUUGCAGUCAUUUGAUCAAAGUGAUUGAACGAUCUGAUGUCAACAAGAUGACAAUGCGCAAUGUUGGAAUCGUUUUCAGUCCAACUCUUGGUAUUCCUGCAGGAGUAUUUGCACUAUUCUUGACGGAAUUCGACUGGGUAUUCUACACUGACGCAAAAGGCGAGCCAGCUCCACGUACGAUGGAAGAGGAUAUCCUUCCACCUGAUGAAGACGAAUUAGGCUUGGCAAAUAAAACAGAUGGAUCACCGCAAGGCCAACAGAGGCAACCACAUCAUCAACGUAAUGCUGGAAGCUUUGAAGACGAUUUCGCACGCAAG
Molecule: messenger RNA, 3093 nt
Organism: Meira miltonrushii
Lineage: Eukaryota; Fungi; Basidiomycota; Exobasidiomycetes; Exobasidiales; Brachybasidiaceae
Product: RhoGAP-domain-containing protein
Exons: 4
Biological process (GO): signal transduction; regulation of GTPase activity
Cellular component (GO): cytoplasm
Molecular function (GO): phosphatidylinositol binding
Source: RefSeq, a predicted model, not a curated record